AUGGAUUCCUCAAGUGGAUCGUCAAAUCCCCGAGAGGAUCCUAUCGAAGCAUUCCACGUACAGAUUCGAGAGUUGUACUACCGCCUCAAGCUCUUCAGCGACGCGAUUGAGAUUUCAAAGCAACACGUCGAACCGCCGAUCGCUGUCUCAAAGGCUAGCCAAGAGAGCGAGGAUGGUGGGAGCAUCUCUAACAAUGCGGGGCCUCAUGAUCGUGAGGGAAACGUCCCGAACCGAGGAGUCGGAACCGACUUCAAGGAAUCCGCGCGUCAGACUUCUGGGAACUCAACCACACAACACAACCUACAUCUUGACCAUCAGAUCUUAGGAUUCUGGGAAAAACUGGUGACUGCUAUUUUUUCAGCUCAUAGUAAGAUCCGAGACAUCAUAUUGAAGGAAGAUGAGGUCAAGCGCGACACAGCGAUCCCAUGGGCCAAACUCCUCAGCUAUCUCCAGGGCGGGCUACGCCGGAUUUCCGAGAGGAGCGAUUGGGCUCUUGAAGUGAGAAGAAUCACUGGAAUCGUCAAUUUGGUGGCAAAAGAUUGCCAUCAGGUAACUAUUACCGCGGUCAUAAAUGACACCUCCAACCACGUACAUUUAGCAGUGGCUUUUGCAAAAGCUGUAGCGAUGAACAUAACCAGCUCCCUGUCGCCGGAUCUCCAAGGCAAUCGGAAGCGCCUGGUACGACUAUCGAAGCCAUUCGACAAGGCUUUAGACCGUUAUUUUCAUGCAAUGAAACCAGAUGUUCUGGGUGGAUUAACCGAGGAGGGAAUAUCAGUGGACAAUAUAUUGUACACUCUUUACAGGCUCCGGGCUAAUAUCUGGAUAUUCAUCCUGGAUGUUCUCCUAAAGACACCAAUUCGCCACUCCAUAGACCAAUUCGCGCUUCGAAGCUGGCCAUCAAAUAAGAGCCCAUUGUUGGCUACCCUGUCUCAGUUUCACCCGGUUGACUCGGCCCAAGUUAUUGAGCAAAAGCUCAUUUGCAAUCCCCACUUCACUUCCUUGACUCAUCGGCUCACAAAGCAAUUUUGCACCAACGAGUACUUCUGUAUGGAUUUCUUCAGUACUUGGGUCUAUGAUAGCAUCGAAUUUGACUUUCACCGCCCAGAGAGAAACUCUUUUCGACGUUUCCAAUUCGUCAUCGACGUAGGCGACUUGGAUGUGGCCAAGCAUGCCUACGGCCAGAAUGGAUCUCUAGCAGACAUACUUGUCUUGACAGGCGCCGACAAUGUCGCGUGCGCAUCAACCAUGGGCAAAUAUUCCUCAGAGGUGUGGCCCGAGCAUGGACCGCUGCUCAUAGAUCAAUUAGACCAAGUCCUGAAGGCGUUUUUCAAUGGACAUUCCGGCCCGGUGCCGGCCCGAGAUGAAGCUUCGCCAUUGGAGCUCUCCAUAGACCUAAUGCGGGGGAUGCACUCCUUUGGUCUUUCAGUAGAACGCGGACAGCUUAUCAUGACGGUUACAGCAACUCUGGAGCUGAUCGUAGAAUGUCUACAAAUUCUCGCAUGGGCCUACACAUGCCUCAGCGUGUCUCCAUAUGGCGAGCAGCUCGGUCGCGGACGGGUGAACCUAGCCCCCUCGCAUCAGCGAUUUGUUGAUCUGGUCAGAGUCGAGUUAUCUUUGGCUGUCGAGCCCCUCAAGAUGGCCAAAGCUUGCUGGCUGCCUUUGUUCAGUCAAGCCGUUCUGGCAUGGGGAUACCCCGCCCCAUCCAAGCGUGACGGUCUGAUUGGUUUGGAGAUUGAUCUGGGAGUCUUGUCUGCGCUCUCUGGUGCGAGACAUGCUGUAAUGUUCCGCGGUGGUCUCCUGCUCAAAGGGAUCUCAGCGGUUCUUGUACCUACAAAAUACUGUGCAAACACUAUUCAAUGGCAUCUCGUCACGAGCGAUGACGACAGCCGACUGACUUGCGAAGAGGCAGUACGGAAAGUUGGACCAAGAAUUCUGAGCGACGAGCUGGAUUUUGAGUCAUAUUCAGGUUGUCGCCAUAUCGUCGGAUGGUGUAGUAAAGUCGAAGUAAUGCUGGGCACCACAGGCAUUGAUUAUGGGUCGAUUGGUUACUCAGACACGGCGGACGCUAUGGAUAUGAUAAGAAGUGAAGGUAAAGUGACAUUGGGCAUCCAGCAGAUCGUCACGGCACAAGUUGAGAUGUCUGUUGGCAAAAGAGUUGGGACAUUCGCAUUCCGAAGACAAGGAUCGUAUGAAAAGAUUUUGAGGUUCGCCUCCAAAACGCCAAUCGUGCUAUUCGAUACAGAUACCAGAAGAGGCUGGCUGGUUCCUGCCGUCGCCGUUAUGCUGCAUGUCGUGCAGCGCGCCAUCCAUUCAAACCCAACCGGGAGCGGCAAAGACAAGCUCCUCUCUUUCAGAGGUACCGUCUUGCAAACCUUGCUAGAGCUCCGUGAUGAGUGCCCAGUGACGGGCGAAGACUCGCUGGCGGAUGAAAUAUCCACAAUAUUCAACAUCAUUGACAGAAUGAUCGAAAUCAAUGCGGAGGAAGAUACCGCAAAAGAGAAACCUGUUCGGGGGACCCUCAGGAGUGCCAUAUACGGCUUCGAGUUCAUGGACCUGAUCGACCAGCCAUCGCCUAUUCACCGCAAGAAGCUCUACAUGCACAAUACGCAUGGUGGAUGGCCGGCUCUUGCCCACGAUAUCGAUGCACUCGUCCUUUUGGGCAAUGGCUUUGGGGAAAUCAUGCUUCCGAUUGAACCUUCUCUCUGUCCGUCUUGGACUACGAUGCCUCUUGGUCAGGACUUCCUAGCUUCGACUGUUGAGACUCUGUCGGACCUUUACAAGAAAGCCGGAUCUAAGGACUGGAAAUAUCUCACCACGCAGAAGUUGCAGUGGCAUCGGGGUGCUUCGGCUUUAUUCGAAGCCUGCAAAUCGGACAAUUCGCAUUGUAAUUGUGUUAGACUUCAACGUAUUGUACCAAAAGAGGUGGUUGGGCAUGUUAUUGGUCCAGGUCCGGUCGAAACUGCUCAAGGGGCCGUCAUCUUCGGCGAGGUGGGAAGACCAACAAGGUUCAACACCACACAGAAUGCCCGUCGGCGGUCUUUAGGGCUUCAAGCGCCCCCGGACGUGGACUACGUGCCGCGCGAUGACCAGGAGCAGCAGCUAGUUGUGGUCAAUGGAACACAACCGAUUCUGGGCGAUGCGCCAGCAAAUGGAACCCAAUUGGGUUCUCCAGAAUCGCCGCACAAGAGUUUUUCUGGUUAUGUUUCUGCUGGGUUUCGAAGACUGUCCAAGCGAGAACACAGGGCUGGAUUCAAUGGCCAAUUUCUCAAUUCACAACAACCGUCAUAG
This is a messenger RNA of Pestalotiopsis fici W106-1, 3288 nucleotides long. RefSeq lists its product as uncharacterized. NCBI's taxonomy places the organism in Eukaryota, Fungi, Ascomycota, Sordariomycetes, Amphisphaeriales, Sporocadaceae. Bases 1 to 3288 code for a protein of 1095 amino acids. The transcript has a single exon. The record is from RefSeq and is a predicted model, not a curated record.